AUGUGGCAGUCGCUUUAUGUCCCUGAAGAAAUCCAGAAGGCUAUUGGAGAACUAGGUUUUGAAGAGCCGUCUCCAAUUCAGAGAGAGGUGCUUCCCUACGCAAUCCGUGACUAUGCGGACAUUCUUGGGUCGGCUCCAACAGGAAGUGGCAAAACUCUUGCUUUCGGUGUUCCUCUUUUGACACGUGUCCAGGAAGCCAAACGUCAAUUUGCCGAAAGGCAGCAGGAUCAUACGCUUGAUGAGCGACCUACACAGCUUCAGCCUUCGAAAAAGGCCAAAAAGCGUCGACGUGAGAAGAACCAAGGGCUGACCGAAUUGGAAGCCGAGUCGGAUCGUCUAGAUCGAAAACGUCGAAAACAGUUUGACCAACUCUCCGUCAUUGAGGAGCUCGAUCCGGAUACCAUGCAAGUGGUUCGGGCCCACGACAUCUCCAGGCAGGCGGUGGAUCUCGUGGAGGGUCCAGACGUCACUGGGACACAUGUGUCCGGUGAUGUCGCCGCUUGUGUUCGCGGUCUAGUCAUCCUACCCACCCGUGAGCUCGCUCUCCAGCUGGCAAGUAGAUAUGAGCCUCUAUCAUUUCAGGUAACUUCACAUAUUCGCGCUCUAGCCAAGUACAUGGCGUCGCCCGGUGUGUCAAUUGAGCCACUUGUUGGUGGGAUAUCCAUACAAAAGCAGGAACGCCUUCUGCGCCAGCGCCGUCCCGAUGUCAUCGUCGCUACACCCGGUCGCCUCUGGGAGUUUAUUCAACAGGUGAGUCCUUGGUGUUGCUGCGUCUCCUUUUCGUUGGUGUCGCCCUCUUCAACGUCGUGGCCUUUUCUUCAGGAGCACCCACAACUCGCCUCAAUGCCUCGCACCCUAUCCGUGGUGGUGUUUGAUGAGGCCGAUCGCCUGGUGGAGUCGCAGCACUUCGCCGAAUUGGGCUCCAUUCUGCAGUUCAUCAAGAAGCCCGACCAAGGCGCACGACGUCAGACCCUCGUGUUUUCGGCCACUCUCACUUUUGUCCACUCGCAUGCCCUGAUGCCGGGCGCGCGUUUCAACAAAGCCGCAAGGAAGUUGGCGCAUGGCAAGAAAAUGGACACCACCAGCAAACUGAGCUUCCUUCGCAACAUCCUGGGCCUGUCUCCGAGCGUCAAGGUUGUCGACCUCUCGUCGUCUGCCCCCCUGCCCACAGCAGUCGACAACGGCGUCACCACGGCCGAGAAGCCGGCGAAGAACCAACAGUCGCAGCCUUCCGCCGCGACGCCAGCUGGAGCGACUGGAAUCCGCAUGCCCGAGGGUCUCUUGGAGUACCGACUGACGUGCGCCAGCCAACCCGACAAGGACACCCUCCUGGUCUGGUUGCUGAUGAGUCGGGUUGCAAAACAUGGACGCAGUCUGAUCUUCGUAAACAGCAAGUCUGGUGCUCGACGACUCUCCGGCGUGCUUCGACAGUGUCCGGACAUCUCGUCGCACCUCUCCAUUAUUCACGCAGACAUGGUCCAGAAACAACGUUUACGCUCACUAGAGCGUUUCCAAGGUAACGUCUCACGCCGAAGCGAGUCGAGCGUGGUUCUCGCUACGGAUGUGGCCGCUCGCGGGCUUGACUUCGCGUCGUGUCCAGUCACGUGGGUGGUGCACUUCGAUGUUCCCCACACCACCGAGGUCUACAUUCACCGAUGCGGACGAACGGCGCGUGCCAACCGUUCCGGGACCAGCGUUAUCCUCCUUGAACCCGGUGAUAUUGUGCGCUGGCGGAAACUCGCGCGCAAUCUGAGCCAUCUGCCGGCAGACGAUGGGGUUCCCGAUUUGCCCGAGCUGAGCCCCGGUCCGAGCACCGAGGAGAUGGCGGUGUUCGGGUCGAUUGUCCAGCUGAUGCGUCAGAUCGACGUGGUGGAGCACAAUGCCUCCAAAAAGGCCGCCAAUCGUGAAUGGUUCCGGCGAACAGCUCGUGAAGCCGACAUUAUCCUGGACUCGGACGUCGACAUCUCAAGCGACGAUGAAACUCCAAGAGCCUCCAAAGGCAAGAAGCGCAAGAACAAGUCCGUCGAAGGUCUUCGACGUUCUCUAAAUUCGCUUAUUUCUGAUUGGAGGCAGCGGAGUAAGAAGGAGAGGCAUCUGGACAACAUGGUGCUGGGCAAGAAAUUGUGCUCCUUCUCCGCAACUGACUGCUUGACUGCCAAAUGA
Molecule: messenger RNA, 2163 nt
Organism: Mesocestoides corti
Lineage: Eukaryota; Metazoa; Platyhelminthes; Cestoda; Cyclophyllidea; Mesocestoididae
Source: the annotation of a GenBank genome assembly